UGACAUCAUAUCCGUUGAAUGGGAGGGAGUAUGUAUAUGUUUAACUAUGUGAACAUAUGAAAAGGAAAGAUUAUAAGGAAAUCUACUAAAAUGUUUUUAUCUCUGGAAAAUGGGAUCAUAGACAUAUUUAUUUUCAUCUUCAUAUUUUUCAAAUUUUAUACAAUGAUCAUUUUUCUUUUAUAAGACAAGUUCUUUCAACUGUAAUAAGAUGAUGUGAGGCAUCAGGUGAACAUGCUUAGUAGAAGUAAAGGGAGAGGGCUGCCUCUUUUGUCUUUCAUUGGAGAUUGCAAAAUAGGAUGAACUUCCUCUAUCGGAGUGUGAUAGUUCCAAAUAGAAAAAAGAAUGGAUAAUAUUCCUGCUUAAGUAUGAUGACACCCCUCUUCUUCUCACCAAUCUCAUCUAUUUUUUUCUUUCUUUUCAAGAUUCCUGAGAUGAAGGCGACCUAAAUUCUGAGCCUCUGAACUCCAUGGCAGACUCAUUCUCCCGCAGCAAUUGUGCGGACACCGAGGACUGCAGCUCUGAAUCAAACCUGAGCCUCUCUGUGGGUUAUUACCCUGAUGAGGACACCUCCUACGAGAACACACUCUCCUGUGAAGACACAUCUCUCAAGGGUCCUUCAACCUAUUCUGUCCCUCCUUUCCAAGGGUCAUGGCAGACUGAAAGUAUACGGAGACUCCUGGAGAGACAAGACCAAAUUUGGGAUGCCCCAGAGCAAUUUUGCAAACUCAGCAGCACCCUGGCCUGGGAUGUUGAUACGGGCUGUAACCAUUCCGACUCAGUCAUUAGUUGGGAUCUACAUGGAGACAACCAGUGGAUAGACAAGUACCCCAAAGGGAAGACACAAUUGGCUCUCAGCAAACUGGAUGGGCUUGUGCAAAGGCUUGAGGAAUUUCUAGAAAAUCAGAAAGAUGAUGAAGAUGAUGAAUCUGUGUUCCCUAGAUCUGCUCAAAAGGAAGAUUUCCAGCUGUACAGCAGCACCCCUCCAGAUAUGGCUCAGGUCACUCAUCAAGAACAUGAUACUUAUCAAGACGUGCCCAUGUUCAACCCACCAGAAAAAGAAGAUGUCACCCAGUUUCCACAGAUUCCUUCAAGGCUUCAGGAGCAUGAACUUGCUGAGGUGAGACAGAGGCAAGCAGGGGAGAGGCCUGGUGGAGGGGCUGGGGUGGAACACAGGGAGCACUGCUACCUGCUACGAAGCAGGGCAGGCCCUCUGGGUGUAUGACAUGACCAGGAGUGAGAGAAGGGUGACAGCGAGGGUGGAAUUGAAGGGAAAAUACCAAAGACCACUGAGGGAGAGAAGAUAGGAAAGCAAAGAAAAGGCUAACAAUUAUGAGCCAAAAAACUGUGUGUCUGUAUUAAUGAGUAUGGAAACUUUGCAUUUACAGUUGGGUUCUUUUUGGUAGAAGGACUGGAGUCCCAUGAAUGGGCAAAUAUGGACCCCAGGUUGUCCAGGCUACACACAUCUCACCUC
Messenger RNA from Miniopterus natalensis, 1471 nucleotides. The record is from RefSeq and is a predicted model, not a curated record. Lineage: Eukaryota; Metazoa; Chordata; Mammalia; Chiroptera; Miniopteridae.